AUGCUUCAGAAGUGUCGCCAACAACUGAAGAACACCAUUGAAACGCCACCAACGAUUGCCACCAAUUAUUAUGGCGCAUAUUGGCUCGCCGAGCAGAACGCAAAAAAUAUCGCGCAGAGCAUCGUUCAAGGCAUCAGCGAGCUCGGAAGCACCCAAGACAUUGCGUUGUGCACUCCGAGCACCUCCGCAAUGCCGAUAGCUCGUCCAGCUUCAUCGCUAGAAGCCGCACCACCUCACGGCGUGUUGGAGCCGGAAAUCGAAGCGCAAUUAUUGCAGCAGCGUCUCAACAUCAUCGAAAAACAAUUGGAAUUGAUCGAUCGAGCCGACGCCGAGAUAAUGCGCGUCGCGAAAAUUCAGCAGCAGAAGAAGAUCGAAGCGCUCGAGGAGAGUUUGAAGCGCAAAGAAAAAGAAUAUCGAGAAUUGCAGAAAAGAGGAUGCUCGCCACUUCCUCCGCAGGUUCCUCCGAGGAACGCGUUGCAACGAAAAUCCGAAACGCCGCCGCCGACGACGACGACGAUAAGCAUCAGAAGCCGACGAUGCAAUUCGUCUUAUCGACGUCGCCAAUCCGCCGUCGCCACAGCUUGCGAUGUGUACCCAAUUGAGCUCAUCGAGCCGAUCAGCGACGACGAUGAGCCGGAAUCGUCGAAAACUGCGAAUCGAGCGAAAAAGAAGCGAGCAUUGAGCUUCAACGAUAUUCCGGUUGAGGAAAUCAGCGAUUCGGAAGUCGAUGGAAUGGAAACUUGGGAAAAUUUGCGCAAAAAGGCGAGAAGCUUCGAGAACUCGAUCGAUGUGAAGCUUGUCUCGUUGAAUAAGCUGACGGCGAACUCGCACGGCGGAUUCGACAUUGAUGAGAAGACGGUCUCGUCGCGACAGGCGCUGUUUCGCACGCUCACCGCUGAAAUUGAGGGACUAAUUGAGCAAUUAAGCGCUACUAAUGAUGAGAUGAACAAAGUGGUGAACGCCGAAUCGUCGGCGUCAUGGUCGAACAAUCCGGCGAUUCAGCACACGCUUCGUCGUCACUACGAGAUUCUGCGCGAUUACGGAAGCGAGUUUCGACGAGCGCGCGACAACGUCGAGCAGGUGCUUCAAAGAGAAAUGCUGCUCAGCAGUACGAACGACACAAAAAAUGAGGGGCGUCUCAAUAAUCGCGCACGCGGAUACGAUAUGUAUUUAAAGGAGAACGAUCACAUCUCGUCGUGCGAGCGCCUUCUCGAUGAGCAGCUCGAUAUGGCGAUGUCGACGAAGGAGAAUGUCGCGAGGCAGGGAAUCAAUUUGAGAGGCAUCUCGAGUCGAUUGCAGCAAGUGACCAAAAAAUACCCAGCGAUCAACAAUUUAAUGCAGCGAAUAAAGACGAAAAAACAGAAAAACACGAUAAUUCUGUCGGCGGUCAUCUCAUUCUGUCUGAUUUUCACAAUUUACUGGAUUAUCAGCUGA
This is a messenger RNA of Caenorhabditis bovis, 1434 nucleotides long. Lineage: Eukaryota; Metazoa; Nematoda; Chromadorea; Rhabditida; Rhabditidae. The record is from the annotation of a GenBank genome assembly.